GGUUUGCAGUACUUUAGGAUUUAAUUUAAGUCUUUACAGCUAUAAAAUGAGUUUAUUUUGUUUUCAUAAGACAUCAAAUUUUGAAAUAAAACGAUGUGAUAAGUGGGUUAGAUUUAUGACGACACAUUCUACAAUUAAUAAGAAAGAAACAAAAUUAAUGAAGAGAUUUUUUAGUUCAAACAUUAUAUUUAUUGUACUUCUUAUUAUUUUGGGAUCUCAAGCGAAUAAUAUUUUAUUUAUUAAGCAGGAGUUUAAUGAAUUUGAAGCAGAAAUAGAUGCUAAAAUAUCUCAUUUACGAGAUAUUAUUGAUCGUAUUCAGAAAGGAGAAAAUCUGGAUAUUUCUAAGGAACUCGGUACAGGAGUUGAUGAAAAGGAAAAAGAAUGGUUUAAAGUUAUAGAACAAGUAAUUAAUCAAGAUGAGCGAUGGGAACGAAUUAAAUAAAAAAGAGGGGAAAGAAUUGAUUAUAAUAUUAAAAUCGAGGACUUU
Pneumocystis carinii B80 is the source of this 487-nucleotide messenger RNA. RefSeq lists its product as hypothetical. The record is from RefSeq and is a predicted model, not a curated record. NCBI's taxonomy places the organism in Eukaryota, Fungi, Ascomycota, Pneumocystomycetes, Pneumocystales, Pneumocystaceae. The transcript is spliced from 2 exons. The coding region runs from base 47 to 442 and encodes 131 amino acids.